Molecule: messenger RNA, 2916 nt
Organism: Chaetomium globosum CBS 148.51
Lineage: Eukaryota; Fungi; Ascomycota; Sordariomycetes; Sordariales; Chaetomiaceae
Exons: 11
Coding region: 1-2916 (971 amino acids)
Biological process (GO): chromatin organization
Cellular component (GO): histone deacetylase complex
Molecular function (GO): histone deacetylase activity
Source: RefSeq, a predicted model, not a curated record
AUGUGCGCGAGCCGGGACGAGAGCGCGCAGACAACCGGAGAGGACUGGCCUUGGAACCAGUGCCUACAACAACGUCUCGUUCUCUGCUCUUUCAGCAUCUUCAGUCAGACCUUACUAACUGCUCUUAAAGAAAACAUCCAAACGACUGCACCUCAGAAACACUUUCUCCCAGGCAGCGAGCCUAGGAUGGAUGACAACGAUGAUGACGUUGUCAUGGACGGUGAGGAUUACCGUAUGGCCACUGGCCCUUCGGCUGCCAACGGGUUUCUAGAUCCAACCACGACAGGAGAGAGCUCGUUAUUAGAGACUACAAAUGGCCAGAGUGCCAACGGAACCGCACAGGAUGAGGACCAGGAGUCCGACCCAACUGCUUAUCCGGAACGUUUGCGGCGGCGUGGCCUGCUCCCGACAGGGUGCUGCUACGAUGACCGCAUGAAGCUGCACGCAAACGCUGACUUUGGGCCCAAUCCCCAUCAUCCCGAGGACCCCUCGCGGAUAGAAUACAUCAUGAAAACCUUCAAGAAGGCUGGCUUGGUGUUCACUGGCUCCGACGCCGACCUGGUGCACAUUAUCCAGAACGAGCCAACCAAGUACAUGUGGCGGAUCCCGGCAAGGGAAGCGACCAAAGAGGAGAUCUGCUCUGUUCACCACCCAGGACAUUUCUUGUGGGUCGAGGGUCUGUCGCGGAAGUCGACACAGGAGCUACGCGAGCUCUCUACCCGGAUGGACCAGGGCAGAGACUCGCUAUACGUCGGCAGCAUGACCUACGAGGCCUCGUUAAUAUCGGCCGGCGGCGCGAUCGAGACAUGCAAGAGCGUCGUUGCCGGUACCGUGAAGAAUGCCUUCGCCGUCAUUCGGCCGCCGGGCCAUCACGCAGAAUUCGAUGCGCCCAUGGGCUUUUGCCUCUUCAACAACGUUCCCAUCGCCGCUAAAAUCUGCCAGGCUGAUUUUCCCGAUCUCUGCCGCAAGAUCCUGAUCCUCGACUGGGACGUCCAUCACGGCAACGGCAUCCAGAAUCUUUUUUACGACGACCCAAACAUACUCUACAUCUCUCUCCACGUCUACCGGGGCGGCGAGUUCUACCCCGGAAAACCCGACAACCCGAUGACGCCCGACGGCGGACUCGAGCACUGCGGCGCCGGCCCUGGCCUGGGUAAGAACGUCAACAUCGGAUGGCACGAUCAAGGGAUGGGCGAUGGCGAAUAUAUGGCAGCGUUCCAGAAGGUCGUUAUGCCUAUCGCCCACGAGUUCAAUCCCGACCUCGUCAUCAUCUCGGCCGGCUUCGACGCCGCCGCCGGCGACGAACUGGGCGCCUGCUUCGUGUCCCCGGACUGCUACGCCCACAUGACGCACAUGCUCAUGUCGCUCGCAGGCGGCAAGGUGGCCGUGUGCCUCGAAGGCGGUUACGAUCUCGAGGCCAUCUCCAAGUCGGCGCUGGCCGUUGCCCAGACGCUCAUGGGCGAGCCGCCCCCGAAGAUGGAGGUUCCCAUGAUCAGCCGCGAGGCCGCCAAGGUGCUGGCUAAGGUCCAAGCCUACCAGGCGCCGUACUGGGAGUGCAUGCGCGCAGGCGUCGUCGACGUUCAAGAGAUGCAGACGCAAGGGUCAUCGCGCUUGCACGACGUGGUACGGAGGGCCCAGCGCCAGGUCCUGUCGGAAAAAUAUGGGAUAAUACCGUUGUACAUCCAGCGAGAUAUCCUUUUUAAGUCUUUUGAGAACCAGGUACUAAUCACUAGGGGGAUUCAGACCUCUCGCAGGAUCUUGGUCAUCGUUCAUGACCCGCCUGAGCUUCACGCACAACCCCACCCUCUAGAUAACACCCUGGAGCCUCAUAACGCAUGGGUAACGGACGGAGUCACGCGCUAUAUCGAUUGGGCCGUUCAGCAAGGAUUCGGAAUUAUCGACGUCAAUGUGCCGCACUACAUUACACAUCCGGAGGAUACGGAUGCCUUCACCGCGCGCGCCGACGAGCGCACGAUCCAGGCUCAAGUGCAGGAACUGAUGUGUUACAUCUGCGGACAACUACCUACAGCUCUCACGAUACGCGCCGCUUCGGGAAUGUCAUCCGCGCCCCAGGUUAACGGCCUCACCCCGAUGAUGGCCGAGCACUUUGCCGAUGUGCAGCAGUUUGUGUUGGAGAGGAUGGGUGAUACUGGUGACGGUGAGGUGGGGGAGUCGGAGGAGGAGGGGGGUGGUGGUGUUGCCGGGGGCAGUGGGAGUAAUAUGGGUUUGGAGAGGGGGGAUAUGAUGGGAACUAUACAUGGCGGAUGGGCUGGACUAGGGGUAUUUUCGUUGCUUCUGCUUUCCAAGGGGUGUAUCUCGCCGAUUCCGAGUUCUUAUCAAACGGAUUGCUCGAGCACCAAGGCAGAGAUCAUGGACCGAGGUCGAAAUUGGAGUAGAGCGCCCCCGUUGCCGUUUAAGCUCCUGCCCAUGGCUGGACGGAUUCCCUGCAACAAGAUGGAAACCAACUUGGCGAUCUUUGGGCCACGGUUCGACGAGUCAGGCCUGGACGAGAAGGCAAAGGCGGAUUAUGUGAAGCGAUGGGGGGACAUCAUCCGCGAGGAGGAGCGCGCCAACCCCGGGUGUAUGAAGAGGUGGCUGGGUCGCUACGGUCCUUAUGCCUCGAUAUCCUCUCCGAUACCCAGCUCGCCGCCGUGUUGGGCGGCGCUCUCGGAGCAGAACUCCCAAACCGCGCGGGUCCUGGGUCGAUUACCAGCCCGAACGGAAAAGCUCGCUUCGACAGGUCUACACAAGGGCAGCCUGUCAUCGCCUCCGCCACAGCACCCGGCUUUUUUGACGCCCGCUGAAUCUGAUAGAUUGGGGGUUACUCAUUCGACACCCACAGUCGACCAGAACCAGGAGUCUCAAACAAGUGCUCAAUUUGCGCUUAUUCGCUUAGAUGGUCUUCACAGCUGCUGA